Rhea pennata is the source of this 2382-nucleotide messenger RNA. It is a transcript of the gene TRIM9, whose product is annotated as tripartite motif containing 9. The record is from RefSeq and is a predicted model, not a curated record. Bases 1 to 2382 code for a protein of 793 amino acids. Gene Ontology annotation, cellular component: cytoplasm. Gene Ontology annotation, molecular function: zinc ion binding; protein binding. Lineage: Eukaryota; Metazoa; Chordata; Aves; Rheiformes; Rheidae. The transcript has 13 exons.
AUGGAAGAGAUGGAAGAGGAGCUGAAAUGCCCCGUGUGCGGCUCCUUCUACCGGGAGCCCAUCAUCCUGCCCUGCUCGCACAACCUGUGCCAGGCGUGCGCCCGCAACAUCCUGGUGCAGACGCCGGAGUCGGAGUCGCCGCAGAGCCGCCGCGCCUCGGGCUCCGCCGCCUCCGACUACGACUACCUGGACCUGGACAAGAUGAGCCUGUACAGCGAGGCGGACAGCGGCUACGGCUCCUACGGCGGCUUCGCCAGCGCCCCCACCACGCCGUGCCAGAAGUCGCCCAACGGCGUGCGCGUGUUCCCGCCGGCCGCGCCGCCGCCGCCCGCCGCGCUGGCGCCGCCGCCGCCGCCGCGCAGCGCCUGCCUCACGUGCCCGCAGUGCCACCGCAGCCUGGGGCUGGACGAGCGCGGCCUGCGCGGCUUCCCCCGCAACCGCCUCCUGGAGGCCGUCAUCGACCGCUACCAGCAGGGCAAGGCGGCGGCGCUGCGCUGCCAGCUCUGCGAGAAGGCGCCCAAGGAGGCGGCCGUCAUGUGCGAGCAGUGCGACGUCUUCUACUGCGAUCCCUGCCGGCUCCGCUGCCACCCGCCCCGCGGGCCGCUGGCCAAGCACCGCCUGGUGCCGCCGGCCCAGGGCCGCGUCAGCCGCCGCCUCAGCCCCCGCAAGAUCUCCACCUGCACCGACCACGAGCUGGAGAACCACAGCAUGUACUGUGUGCAGUGCAAGAGCCCCGUCUGCUACCAGUGCCUCGAGGAGGGCAAGCACUCCAGCCACGAGGUCAAGGCGCUGGGCGCCAUGUGGAAGCUGCACAAGAGCCAGCUUUCCCAGGCCCUGAAUGGCUUGUCGGACAGAGCCAAGGAAGCAAAGGAGUUCCUGGUCCAGCUCCGCAACAUGGUGCAGCAAAUUCAGGAGAACAGCGUGGAAUUUGAGGCCUGCCUGGUGGCCCAAUGUGAUGCCCUCAUCGAUGCCCUCAACAGAAGGAAAGCCCAACUGCUGUCCCGCGUCAACAAGGAGCAUGAGCACAAGCUGAAGGUGGUGCGAGACCAGAUUUCUCACUGCACAGUCAAGCUCCGCCAGACCACAGGCUUGAUGGAGUACUGCCUGGAGGUGAUCAAGGAGAAUGACCCCAGCGGGUUCCUUCAGAUCUCCGACGCUUUGAUCAGGAGAGUGCACUUAACUGAGGACCAGUGGGGGAAGGGGACACUCACACCCCGGAUGACCACAGACUUCGACUUAAACCUUGACAACGCCCCUCUGCUGCAGUCCAUCCAUCAGCUCGACUUCGUGCAGAUGAAAGUUUCCUCUCCAGUGCCGGCACCCCCAAUCCUGCAACUAGAAGAGUGUUGCACCCACAACAACAGUGCCACCUUGUCCUGGAAGCAGCCUCCGUUGUCAACAGUGCAGGUGGAAGGCUACAUCCUGGAGCUUGAUGAUGGUAACGGCGGCCAGUUCAGGGAGGUGUACGUGGGCAAGGAGACCAUGUGUACAGUGGACGGGCUUCACUUCAACAGCACCUACAGCGCGCGUGUCAAAGCCUUCAACAAAACAGGAGUCAGCCCAUACAGCAAGACCCUGGUCCUCCAGACAUCUGAGGACACACAGUCAGAAGAACAGACCCUCCCUUUUCCAGUGCCUUUGGAAAGAUUGCAGCUUCGUAGAAUGAGUCCUUUCUCCUCCACCCUUAAUCUACAACCCAGCUUUCCGGGGAGAUCCUACUUUGAGCUAAGAUCUUCGGCCCACCAGCUGAGCUUGCAUUCUUCUUUACAGUCCCUGAAUUCAGCCGGAUGCAAUUUUGACACACAAGCAACACCUUACUCUCAAUUAGUUGACAUUAAAAAAAUGGUGGCAGUUGCUUGGUUUUCUUUCGAUCCUGCCUCUGCACAUGCUGACAUCAUCUUUUCUAAUGACAACCUGACUGUCACCUGCAACAGCUAUGAUGACAGGGUUGUGCUGGGGAAAACGGGCUUUUCCAAAGGGCUCCAUUAUUGGGAGUUGUCGAUUGAUCGUUACGAUAACCACCCUGACCCAGCCUUUGGCGUGGCACGCAUUGAUGUCCUGAAGGAUGCCAUGCUGGGCAAGGAUGACAAGGCCUGGGCCAUGUACGUGGACAAUAACCGGAGCUGGUUCAUGCACAACAAUUCGCACACCAACAGAACCGAGGGUGGGAUAACGAAAGGCGCCACAGUGGGAGUGCUCCUUGAUUUGACCAGGAGAACCUUGACAUUCUCCAUCAAUGAGGACCAGCAAGGGCCUGUCGCAUUUGAGAACCUAGAGGGCCUCUUCUUCCCAGCUGUCAGCCUGAACAGGAACGUGCAGGUGACGCUGCACACCGGCUUGCCCGUCCCCGACUUCUACACCUCCAGGUCGGCCAUGCAGUGA